CAGAGAAACCCUGUCUCGGAAAAAAAAAUAUGUUGCAGACAUGGAUAUCAGAGAGUAGAGUGGAAAAUGCAAUGUAUGUAUACAGUACUUACAAGGCAUGGGGAGAAAAAUAUUUAACAACAAAGCUUUAUACUGAUAGAAAAUUCUGAGCAUUUUUCAUACUUAAGGGAAUAUCUGAGCUGUGGAUGGAUGAGGCACGAGAAUGAUUUACAGCAGUGCACACCAUGCCGAACCCAUAGAUCAUCAAAAGGAAAAAACUGAAGAGCCUUAUAUGAAGGAGGAAUAAUUAGAUAAUAAGCAGAAGCCAUAUUGUCAAUAAGUGUAACAAUGUAAUCAAAUAUCUUUCAAUCAGAUUUUAUACUCAGCUAAACUUUCAUUAGAACCUGGGGAAAAUGCAGGCAUUUUAUGUACAUAAACAACAAUUUGCUUCUAAAAAAUGGUUUACAAGAGACUAGAGUAAAUGAAUCAACAACAUACAAUGAAGGAGGGAAGCGGGGAACCAAACAAUCAGAUUGAAAUAAAGACUAGACAUAUAUCUAUUAAAACACCAUUAUCUGUUUUAUAAAAAUAAUAAUUUGGGAAUAUAAAGGGAAAACUACUAAAAUAUUGAUUUUAGAAAGAAUACAUUCUAUUCUGAUUCUGUCUGUGGCUCCAUAACAUGUAUCUGACAAACCUUUUGGUUAAUCCAUGUGCCUAGCUUCCCUCAAAACAAGUGCCCUAGCACUUACUUAGAAUCUUCUGCUUGCUUUGAGAUCUAGCAUUCCCAUCUUAGCCUUUGAGACCCACUGCUUCAGCUGCAAGAAGGGGGAUUUCUCCAGCCUUCUAGAACUUAUGGAGGAGGGAGAGCUGCUGUCUGCAGACUGUGUCUGCCAGGGACUGCUUUUGGUUGAGAUGCUCUGUAGCUUACAACUGAUGGGACGCUGAUGGAACUCUUUCGACCACAGCCUGAAGCCUGCAGAGAGUAAUCCUCACUUCUUUCAUUCGGUGUCCUAAUGCCACAAAGACUUUCAGAGUUUCUAUGUUCCCGUUCCAGUUUCUUUUUUCUCAUUUGGAUCAUUACUCAUGUGUGGCAAAUAGAAAUGUCCCUUGUUUGUUUUCCCUUUUCUGUCUGCUCACUUCAUUCUUGGAGGGAAGGGAAGACAAGAACUUGGAAUAAGAAUGAACUAUCUAAAAAAUAGCAGCAACAACAAAACAGAAUGGACUGUCUCAAUAUUUAUACUUGAGAACAUUUGUAUAUCUUUAAAGUUCACAAAAAUUAUGCAAAAAACAUGAAAAGUGGAACAAAAGAUGCAUGCAGAUUCAUCAUGGUAAUUACAUCUGGGAGGGAGGAAGAGUAACAAGAUGCAAAAGAGGAGAACAUAAUUUUAACUAUGUACACAGAGUUCUUUAUGCAAAGUAUUCUGAAGCAAACAAUGAGAGAGUUAAUUAGCUUAAUUAGUUCUUGCUACUUGCCAGUGUGCUCCUCUUCCUAGGGUAUAGCAAGUUUCCAAACAGCUAAAUUACACAUCUCCAUGGGCCAUCUGGAGUGAUAGGAACUCAGGCUUCAUGAUAGCACAGAACAAGGGUCUUCUGGGACAGGCAUCCUCUUGGCGUCAUGGUGAGAAAGUGAGUGUGUCAUGCCAAGGGAGAACAUUUUUAUUGCAUGACUAAGGGUGGUUAGUACAGAGUCGUGGAUGCUAGUACUAUGCCCUAAGCCUCUUUGUGAGGGUCACAGCUUUGGGCACCUACCUAUUACUGCCUGGCUUCCAGAGAUUCCCUUUGGUCCAUUCUGAGAAAAGGUCAUGAUAAGCAGAUGAAAUGAGAGGAACUCACCCAUGACUCAUUGAGCACUCCGGAUAAAUCCUCUGAUUCUGUAACACUGUUCAGAACUUUGCUUCUAGCACAUCUAUGGUGUUACUAGGUAGGAAUCAUGGCAACAGCUUCAGAGAACUGGUUCUGUUUAUUGGGGGUGGGAAGAAGGGGUAUUUAUGUACUUGGGAUGGUGGCCAGGGUCUCUAGUGACUGUGUACCAUUGACCAGGGCAGAAGUGCUGGAAGGUGCUUUAUCUACAUACUCAGGGGCUGUAGGAUCUCCUGGGGGGAAAAUUGUAUAAGGUCAAACCAGAAUUGAAACCUGAUAACUGUCAGGGUAAUAAAUUCUUACUAGAGUUGAUAGGGUGCUUUAUGGUGGCAGGUUGAAAGACAGAAUGUAGCCAACACCUGCUGUCCUCAUGUUGGAGGUAUUCAGGAUUGAUGCUCCCUUGACCAUAACCCUGGGCCAUUAUAGUCCCACAGUUGCAUAAAGUCUAUGGCUCAGUGGCACACUGGAAGGCACCAAGUGGUCAUCACCAAUGGAUUCCAGUCCAGUGUUCUCUGUACCAAUGGUGCUGGGUGACCUUGCACCAUUCAUCCUACCUUGCUGUGUCUUCCUCUCCAUCUGCAAAGUGAUGUGAAGCUGGAUGGGAACUUGCAGGCUUUGGAACUAUACUUUACUGUGCCUCUUGGAUGUUUGUAUCCAGCUUCAUCAGAGAGUUAGGUGGACACUAGGAAAGCACCAUGACAAGUAGGCUGUGUUAAUAGGAUAGAAGAAGAGAUGGUUAGCUGUGCACCUUUGUUCUGAUCUCUCCAUCAGCCACUCUUGCUCAUGCAUGGGAGCAUAUCACAGUAUCUGUGCACUCUGGAGCUCCCACUGGCUCAUUCAGGAAACCUGUGAAGUGGGAAAUGUCCUUAUUCCGUUGCACACACAUGACACUAAAUGCAAGGUUUCUGUGUACAAGUGACAAGUAGCAGAGCAGGAAUGAGGGCCAAAGAAUUAGGGUUGAAAUGCAUUCCAUGUAUGUAGAUGGCAGGAUGCUGAAGGCAAUCAGGAGUAGGUUCUGAUGAUCUAACGUGGGCCACAACGGCCAUAGCUACUACUGCACUCAGACUUUAGUACUGUUCAAGGUGCUGACAGUGAGCAACUCUGUGCUCAUCCUUAAGUGAGAUAUUUAUAUACACCCCACCAUACCACCAAGGCUCAAAGAACAUCAUGGAAGAGGGGGCGGAAAGAAUGCAAAAGUUGGAAGAUGUGGCAGAUUGCUGUGAAAUGCUGUCCUCUAGCUGUUGCUCACAGACUCACAAUGGUUGUGGUGAUUUACAGAGAAUCUGCACAAUAUCACAACAGUUAAUUCCAGUGUGAAUUGGAAAGCGACUGCCAAGGCCCCAUCCACAGCUGAGGAGAUCUUGUUGGCUGAUAGCUGCUGGGGGAGUAGGAGUUGCCUUUGUUAGGAGAGCAGCCCAUGUGCGUAUGGGUAACACUAAUCGGACUCUGUGGCUUGAAAGAAUAAGUGAGUAAUUGUAAAAGGGGCAUGAAGUUGUGAGGGAGAAGUUAUAGAGAGGGCCCUGAGAAGAGCUGGGGUGGGGGUGAGGGUGAUAUGAUCAAGAUACAUUGAAAACAUGUACGAAACUUUCAAAGAGUAAAUAAAAACUAAAAAAAAAAUAUAUUCUAGAGAGUAGAACUUAAAAGAAUCUUACCUCUUCACAUACAGUAAGUACAAUGUGAUGGGGAACAUGUUCAUUAGUUUGAUUUAAUAAUUUGAAUAUAGAUGACACUGUAAACAUACAUAUAAUUUUAAUUUUCGCCUGUACCUCAAUAAAGCUGAAGGGAAGAAAAGGAAGAAAAGGGUAAAAGAAAGAAGAGUAGGCGGACCAUUGUUUUCAGUUUUAUAUCGAACUCCCUGUCCCUGCCAACCUGCAAUCAAUCCUUCAGAGAUGCCCUGAUUUCAAUCUUGCUUGUCCAAAUCAUGCUAGAGUAGAGUGAUACACAACAAAGGAACCUCUGUAGGGCAUAAAAGCUGAUAUUAGUUAGCAAAUCAGAUCCAGUGCACAAAAAAUCUGUGUCCAUGGAUAAAGCUGUGAGAGAAUGGAGUUGCUGUUGGAGGCAACAUUGUUUUACCUACAGCACAGUGCCCCCUCCCACUCAGGGAAAGGGAAAAGCACAUCUCAUUGUGUCCUGCUUAUGACCAUAGGAAUGAUGUGUUCACGUGGAAGGGAAGGGAGUCUUAAAAACCACUAGAGUAAGGAAGGAAACAGGCCUCUUCAGCACCUUUGGAACUUAGUGGGAACUAAUUGGCCUUAAGUAAUGUGCAUUUGGCUUGGCAGUGACAAGAAUAUGUGCCUAUGACCGAUGUUGCUGUCACUAAGUACAUGAUGGACCUCCAAAGGGAUCCAGGCCCCGGUCUACCUUUGUUGAUGCUUCUCCUCUCAAGAGAAAGCUUUUCUUUUGAUCAAAGUGCACAGAAGGAUAUGUGCCAAUGACAUGUAUUAGACCACGUCCUUGAAUGAGAAGUCAUGGUGGAGAGGCAAGGCUGGGGAGACCAGGACUUCCUGUCGGCUGCAGCCAGCACUCCAUGUAGGAUCCUGACUCUGCCUCUUUGACCUUGAUCUUGAGAUGGCUCAUGUUUUAGACUCUGCUGACCUUGCAGAUGAUGCAGAGUGGGGGUGAGAAUACAUCCACAGAGGAAAGCCUGGUGCAGCCAGCUCAGGUAGCAUUUUCCCUUCAGGCCACACCUCCUUCCUGCCUUUCUUUCCCAGGUCCUUCCUGUGCUGGCUGUGUCCAUCUGCAUAGUCUUGCAGUUGGUGGGAGAAGCCAAUUCUCCAUGGCCUCAGAGCUUUUGCUGCUCAUAACCAGCGGGCUUUUGUCAGCUUUGCAUCCAUGUGGCUGAUGACCUAUUCUGGCCAUGUCUUGGAAAGCAAUGACAAGUGACACAGAAAAAUCCGAGUUUUCAGCUAUCUUCAUAGGAAUAGUAAUCACUGUGGCUGUUCUUAAAAAUUUCCCCACUCUGACACCUUUGUCUUCGAUCCCUAAUAAUUUAUAGAAAUGCCCCCGGUUGUCAUUGAAGCCGCCUGUUUCUAACCCACUCACGGAACUCACGGUGAUGGUAGUUGACUUGGUCCUCCUUGCCAGCAUGGUGCUGCAUGCUGUCAUGUCUGCACUCGGAGGUGAUUAGAACAGUCCUGCUCAGAAAUCAUGGUAGCUUAGCACGAUUCCUUAGAGAUCGAGAGAAUACCUUCCCAGGGAGUGGCAUGAAUUGCACGUGGGAAUGGGGGAUUGCUCAAAGCUCAGAGUCAGGUUCUCCAGUAGCCCAUUGUCAUUAUUAAUACAUUUCUGACUGAGGAACAGAGAAUUAGCUUGCUUCUCCUAGUCUUCCUGUAAAAUUUCAGAACUUCUAAAUAACAGGGAAUACUGAUGUCUGUUUGGCCCACCUCCUCAUCCACGUGACUGUUGUUGGAACACAUUCAGGGGCAGGGAUGUCUUUGCCAAAAACUUGGUCCAUUUGGGCUCUUUGUGUUGGAUUAUAUCUCCCUCCCUAGAGCUUUUAGCAAUUGGACUUAGUUUUUUCCUCUGUAUGAGCCCCCUGCACUGAUAGAUGCAUUAGUUCUUCCUGGGAAAAUAGAAAUUUAGUUUUUCAAAAUGCAUCUAUCUCUAGAUGGUUCUUAAAGAGUGGUGCCCAUCCUAUGAAGAGGUAGGGGAGGGAAAAUCCUCUAUUGUGGGGGAAUGUUCCCAGGGCUUGUAUAGGCAGUGGGUUUUCCCUCUCAGAAGGCCAGGUCUGUUGUUCUCAGCUGCAGGAGGCUGGGGGAAUUUGCAGAUAGGGAGCCACAGGAAAUCUAUUGUCUCACAAGUAUCCAUGAACUCUCUCCAUCCUCUAUCCAUAUAGGUUAACUUACAAGUGCUUCUUAAGGGUUGAAACUACUUCCUUCUGGCUUCUGUGCUCUCCCUGUGUGCCAUUUUGAUGGAUAGUAAUUUUUUUCCACAAUGUAAGCCAUUUUGACAUGAAGAGUGUGCUUUUCCAAGGCACUUUGGACUGAUCGUUUGCCAUCCGCCUUUGACAAAGCUACAUAUUAUCAGAAAUACCAAAGGAGCAGCUCGACUCUCCACCAUAACUCACAUUAACUCACUCGGCAUAUUAGGCCCUGAAAUUCUAAUACCUCAUUUUCAUGACAAAUGACGCAACAAGAGCCCAAAAUGGCUGCCAUGAAUUUCAUUGCUGACUGAGGCCACAGGGGAGAAGAACAAGCAGACCGCUUAACCUCUCUGCUCUCCACAAAGUCACAGGAGGAUAAGAAGCUGACCAUGCAUUAAGGCUGCCACUUCCUUGGCCUUGGUGCCUGCCCUAGUGACUUUGAGUGGAUUGGAUUCUGAAGAUAUGAACCCAUCAAGAAAACAGGGUUGUAAUGGUUACAUCUGAUACUAUCUGGAAAUGGUCUCUGGAUGAGGGCCUGAUUGACAGCCUCUAGAUAAAGGGGUCUUCUCCCUAACACAUCAACCAUGUGCUCUCUAGGGGAUGGCUGAGGGCAUUGUGUUUCCCAGCAGUUUGUGAGCUUUCAUUUUAUACACUUGAUAUGCAAUUAGCAAUAGGAUUCUGUGUUUGCCUUAAGCCUAGAGAAACAUAGAGGAACUUCUGACCCUCAUGGAAGGUACCCUAGCAGCAAAACCACAAGAGUUUUGUGUUUGUCAAGCUUUUUCACAGAAAACAGAACUGGUUGGAUAUAUGUGUGUGUGUGUGUGUGUGUGUGUGUGUGUGUGUGCAUAUGCACACAUGUAUAUGCAUGCAGGAUGAAGACUCAUAUUCUGCUUCUUCUCAGCCCUCUGAUCCUGUCCUGGGUUCUGGAUGAGGUUGCUUAGAAUUGAGGCCUCUGGUUGGGUUGCUUUACUGUGCUUAGUCUUAUGGUUAGGGAAAGUCUGAGAACUUCAAUGCACUAUGUUAAGCUUUGUUGAAUGCAUGACUUAAUUUAAUUCUUCUAACAUGCUUAUACAGUAGAUACUAUAAUCAUCAAUUUAAGAAGUAAAUAGUUCCUUCACUGUUAAAGUGCAUAGAGUUUUAUGUCUGAUGUCUUUUUCCUGGUGGGUAAUCUCUCAUGACUAGCAUGAUUGCAAAUGGUGUGUGAGCCAUGGCUGGUGGCAUAAGGGCUUGUAUUGUUUGUUUACUCUUUACAGAAACACAGCAUCAGAGAGUAGUGUCCCUUAGCUCUGUCUUAAUGAAGUCCUAAAUGGCAAAGACACUGUGUGGCUAACAAUUCUACAGUCCCAAAAGCAUUUACCAGGUCAGCAAGUCAUUCAGCUGGGGAAGAGAAUGAAAUCUAAGGAAGAGAGAAACAGUGUAGGGAGGGAGGAUGGUGUAUCUCUAGAACACUAAGAAGGGGCUGUGGCCUCAGUGUUAUUCAGACUACCAGGUUUAGAUUCUAGAGAUAUAAUUACACAUGGUUCAGCUUUGAUCCUUAAGUCAGACCAAGAGCACAGGCAGUCACAGCACAGUGUAAUGUGUCAUGCAAUCAUGGUGUCCUGUAAGAGAGGCUUCUAAUCCAGCCUGGUGAGUCAAGAAUGUUUUCCAGAACAGUGACAGCUAGGUGAAAUUUCAGAUGAUGACAAGGUCCCAUUCUCCAUUGCUAAACUGACAAUGAAUGUGCUAGGUACCACCCUCCAGUCUCAUCACAUUGAUGUAUUAAUGGGUUCCAUGAAAACUCACAGUUGAGUGCUUUGGAACAGUGGACACUUUCUUCAUCACCAGUCUCAGCUCUGUUCUACCACUGUCUGACAUAUGUGUUCAUGCUUUCCCAUGCACACCUUCUCCCUGGAGACAUACAAACACACAUGUGUGUAUUUCAGCUUGGGGAUGCUUGCAUAUCUUUUCUCAUUUGGUGGCUAUUCUUUGAAGGCUUGAACUCAUGGCAGAAGAACUGUUUAAUAGCCAUGGCAUGAUGGGACCUAAAGCUAGAGAGCAGGUAGCAAAUGCUAAGCAAGAGUAAGGUGAUAACAAUGAUUGUAGCCAGCAGUGGAAUUAGAAUGACAGUCUGGGAUGACUGGCAAAGAGCUAUAGAGAUGAUCAGCCAAAGUGUAGGGUUAAGGGCAGCUUUUGAAGUUAUCCUACACCUGUACAACCAAAACAAACCAAGAAGGGAUAUUUGGAAGAUGGAUCAGAUUGGGACUUACAACUACUGUCUAAAGGACUGCCAGAGCGGUAAGAAGGCUCCAGCAAUACAAUAUUUGUAUAUAAUUAUUGUCCUAUUUUCUAAAAGGAGUGGUGGCAUUUAUGCAGGUAACAUGCAUUUGGAAAUGGAAAGACGCAAGUGUUCUAAUGAUGCUUGGGCAUCAGUGGAGUUGAUAUCAAUGGCAGUUAAUUAUCAUCAUAUCAAAGUGUCAUCAUAGCAUUAUGCAUUACCCUAGCCCAACCUUUCUUAGAGUAAGGAGAUGUGCAGAACUGUUGAUAUGUGAGGUCUUGUUCAGACUGACUGGUUUUAUUGUCAAUUUGGGAUCUAGAAUUAUAUAGAAGAAAAACACCUACUGGAUAUGUUUCUAGGUUGGGAUAAUUGAGGUUGGAAGACUCACUCUAAAUAUUGAUGAUGCCAUUUUGUAGCCUGGGUCCCAAGCUGAAUGAAGAGGAGAAAAUGAGCUGAACAUAGUAUAUCUCUUUCUGUGGUUUCUGACUACAAAAACAAAGUAGGCAGCUACCUCACACUCCUGCUGCCACGACUUCCCCUCCAGGUGGACUGCACCCUCAAACCUUGAGCCAAAACAAAGCCUUUCUUCCUUAAGUUGCUUUUGUCAGAAUAAUAGAAAAAGUAGUUAGUAGAGAAAAUUGGUACCAGAAGUGGGGUUGAUGUACUUCACCAUAUAGCUUUUAUGCUUAAGGAACUGGUUUGCUCAAGGAAUAUGGUAGACUUCAGAGCUAGACAAAUACCAGAGUUCUAUAAGCAGAGGUUAAUGGUUCACUCCUGGUGGGAGUUUGAAAGAUCAGAAUGAUAAUAGAAAUGUGGAUAGAGGGAAUCCUAACCAAUAAAAUCUAGAGGUGACAGAGAAAGCAGCAAUAAUUGUUAAAAAGAUUAGCUUCAGUAAAGUAAAGCCUUUCUUCUCAUCAAAAAGCUCUAUCUUAUAAAAGUUCAAGUUCUUUUGGAAGGGUCUAAACCAGCAUCCAUUUCUUUCUGACACCUGACUACAGACAUAAGGUGUCCAGCUGCCCUGUUCUCACUCACAGCUAGAGCCACUCCUUCCUCCAUGUCUUCUUGCUAUGGCAGAUUUGACUUCAACUCUUCAGUCCUUGAGUUGCUUCACAGUAACUAAAACAAAACCUAACAUUGCUUCAGACUGAAGAUCUCGAAUGGCUAUAGGCACUGAUGAGCCUACUGUACAUGUCACCUGAGAGCUGCCUGUCUAUAGAAUAGAUGGAAUGCCUGCUUAUAUAGAUUACCCUGUGAAAUGGGGCACCAGUUUCCAGAAUACAGUUUACACUAACUCAUAAGGAUGGCCAUUGUGUGUUGGAUUGCUCCCCAACCACUGGCAGAAAGCAUGGGCUUGUCACCUGUCCUUCCCAUGGCUUGCCUCACAAUUGGGCAUCCUGACCACGGAUCUGGGCUCUGCAGGAGAGGGCAGCUGGAGCCCAGCGGUCAACACAUCCUCAUUUGGCUUAAGGUCUGGCUGUGGCCUGUUCAAUUCAAACUUUCAUCCAGCAUGGGGAGCAGACUGUCUUAUAUCUUCAAUCAACAAGAGGAGUCUUCUAGGUGGAGCAAGCCCUGUGCAGCACCCAAAUCUGGCAAACCCCUGAUGUCUUGAUAACAGAAAUUGGUGUGAUAGAGAGGGCCAGUUUGCUGGAAGAAGCUGAGUGAAUCCAUGAAAAGAGCCCUGCUGAAGAGGUAAUGGAGAGCGGGGGAGGAGGCACUGCCUGCUGCACAAGCAUGAGAAGCCAAGUCUGAUUCUCACAACCCAGGUCGAAUAUGAAUUUUGCCUCUUCUGUGGAAUCCGUCUGAACACCGUACCCUCCUGUGAGCCGUGUUCCUGGUUGGACUCACUCCACUUAACAUCUUUGCCAUCCACUUGAGCACUUGAAGCAGGUUGACUUAUCACACAGCAUCCCACUAAGUGGCUGGAAGGCAGAAUGGCACCUGCAUUGCUUGUAGAGUCCAGCAAAGGGCAGACAGGGUAGUGGUGGACCAAAAAACAGCCAAUAGAAUAGAAAUGGCAUAUAGGAAUUCGCUGGAGAAGAUAGCUUCAAAAGGAUGAUUAUAAAUAUGCUCAAGGGUUUAAAGGAAACAAGGUCUAAUAGGUAAAAAUCUCAUGAAGAAACAGAGAGGAAAAAAUGAACGACAUGGAGAAAUCUCCUGAAAGACACAUUCCAGGCUCCAACCCAUUUCUAGAGACAAACAUUGGUGCUGUUGCCCGAAGGCCUCUGAAAAUUCUGCCAAGGACUCAGACCUCACUGUGCCACCAUGGUUCCUUCGGAGUCAGAGCCAUCAGUUGCCUCUUGGCUCACAGACAGACAACAUCCCCUGUACCUGUCACAAGCAAAAAGCAGUUUGAGAAGGAAGAGAAAGAGCUGAUCAAAAAGAUCCAGCUCACUACCGAGGAGACAAAUGAGCUGAGAGAUCGCCUGAUCUACGUGACCGAGGGAUCCAUGAACAAGAGGCCCUACCACAGGCAAACUCGACAUUAUAAAGAACUGAAAUUAAAGGAGAAGGAGAUCAUGACAUUUCUAAACGACUUAGAGAUGGAGAACAUGGAGGCCCGAGAGAACAAUCAGGAGCUCAAGAAGGAGAAAAAUUUCUAUCGUAACCUGCACAGCCGGAUCCUGCUGGAGGAGAAUCUUAUAAAGAAGAAGUUGGCGAUAUUGCAGCAGGAGAGCAAGGAAAUACAGGCUGAUUGGGCCAUCAUUCACCAACUUUUGGUGGAGUUGAACCUGAGUGGUAAAGAUGAACAGGAGAAGACCAGCAACCUGGAGACUCAAGAACAUCAGGUCUCAGAAGCUGCAAGAGAGCUGGGAUUGGCCACAGCUGAAGAAGACAGCAUCUUGCAGAAGGAGUUGCCAUGCCAGGAGGCCCCUGCUGAGCACCAUCCCCAGCACCCACCAUCUUCCUCGGAUGAAUCUUCCUCAGAUGAAUCUUCUUAUAGCACAUGUCCUGAGUGGGAAUAGGCCCUACCGAGGAAGCCAUGGCUGAUUCAGGGCGUUGUUCCCUUUUCUCUUCAGACAACGACUCUUGGUAGAGAACUGAGGCGGCUGCACUGCUACCAAGUGUCCAAGAGGAGCAGCAGCCUGGAGGGCUGUGCUGCUAAAAGUGCAGAAAAAGCUGAACAAUAAUUUUCCUUUAGAGUUUUAGUUGAAGUUUUCAUUUUUGUUCUUUGAGUUAUUGUUAGUUAUUUAGAAGUUAUAUGUUCUUGUUCUUGUAUUUCUUUGUUUGUUUUUGCCUUUAUCUCUAUAUUAAUUGAACUUGUAAAACCUAUUUUUUUAAAAAUUCUAUUUCUUAUGCAGAAAAAUUGAUUUGCAAGUAGUGACUCUUGAGACCAUCUUCCUUAUUCAUGUGUUCUAUCCCCUGCUGUAGACCUAGAACUCACAUCCAGAGAUGGAUCUUUGUAAGUUCCAGGCAGCCAGGGCUGUAUAGUAAAGUCAUAGCCUAGCCACCUAGGGGUAUACAAGGUGAUGAUCUUUUGUGUCGAUAAUUUUACUUACCCCAUGGAAACACACUUGAUGAUGUAAUCACUGCCACACUGCAUCCAUGGUGUCAUGAAUUCUCUUACUCCUAACAUAUAGCACUCUAUAACACACAUUCAUUCAUGAUCCCGUGAACCAGAUACUGAGUAAUAUAAUAUACAGCCAUUGUUCUAGAGCUGCUGCGGAUAUAAAAACACUCAGAAAGGAAUAUAAAAUAAAUCAGGAAGGCCAGAGCCAUCUGCCUCAGUUUACUUGCAAUAGAGCAUCAGUGAUUGAGGUGAACAAUGGCUUCCCUUUGGUUCUGGCCUGAAAGGGUCAGAGACGUUAACUGGGAGAAAGUUCAGGGGUCCUUCCUCCUGAAAGGGAGGGAUGUCUAAACAUGACUUUCUGUGAGCCAGAGUUUUUCCUUGUUCCUAGUCAAGAGUUAAUAUUUACCCUGAGAGGAAGAUGUCCUUGGGUCUUCAGAUAACAGUUUCUUCUUCUGAAAUUCAUUCUUGUUAUGAGAAAAUGACUCCAAAAUAGAUAAUAUUGUUUGCCAGAUGCAACUAAGUAAAAAUGUUAUUUUUUGAGCAAAAUUAGCAAAGUCAUAUCCCAUGUUUUUAAGCUGUAGAAAUCAGUAAAGCUUUGCUACUUGCCACCAGAGCAGUAAUCCAUCUGUUUCUUUAAGGCAUUCGAGAAGCUGGUCUUCAUCAAGUGUUAACCACAUAGCAGAUAUAAUGACCUUCCAUGGCUUGCUGGGAAAUAGCUUUUGAUAGAUGCUGCUGUCCUUGACCAUAAACUUGCUGUGUUUUUGCUGUUGCUGAUUAGACUUAUGUUUAACAUUUAUGUGAAUGGGUGUCUUUCCUACUGAAUGUAAUACUGUAUGUGGCUCCUCCUGAGGGACAUUUCCUUCAGAGGACAGAAGGAACCACAACCAUUCCUGGAGAUGAUUGUUAGGCACCAUGUGGGUCUUCUAGAGAGCAGCAGAUGCUCUAACCUGUGAGGCAUCCCCACACCUCCUGCAGUUGGCUUUUGUCCUUCCAGAGAAUGUGCUGUUUUAGAUGGACAGGAUCAAGUCCAGUUGAGUGGAGACAUCUCUGGAGAUGUGUAAGUACAGUGCCUGACCUGCGAAUACUCAUUGUCCUAUGCUGCCAGGCAUGUAUGCAGGGCUCUGAUGUUACCACUGGCAGUUCUGUGUUCAGAGCCUUUUAAUUGGACAAAAUGGGGUAGGGGGAAAGUUGUGGAUUGCUGUUUGUGUUUUCUGUUCCCUCAAGAGUCCCUAAACACAGGUUCAGUCAGGUGAAAUCUUAAUUGGUCAGAUAAGGCUAGAGGCUCUUAUUGGACAAUUGGUAAGAAAUGCAGAUCUGAAAUAUUAGAGAGUGGAAGUGUGAUGGAGAAGAGAGAGGAAACGGAGGACAAAAGAUGGAGGAAUAGGAAGAUGGUGCUAGACUACGGGGCCCUAGUGUCCAUAAAUAACUGGGGAUUUCAUAAAUGGGAAAUAGAGUAAUGUAGGUACAUUUUCCUGAUGUAAUUGUGCAGGUUGUAAUUAUAUGUGCUGCGUUUUGUAUUGCUGCAUGGGCACUUUGUGCUUGUAGAUUUCCCCUAAUAAAUUUGGCUGGCAUAUUACAA
Molecule: messenger RNA, 13042 nt
Organism: Mus musculus (house mouse)
Lineage: Eukaryota; Metazoa; Chordata; Mammalia; Rodentia; Muridae
Product: predicted gene 7361
Exons: 9
Coding region: 10088-10918 (276 amino acids)
Source: RefSeq, a predicted model, not a curated record